Messenger RNA from Musa acuminata subsp. malaccensis (wild Malaysian banana), 1265 nucleotides. RefSeq names its product transcription factor MYB61-like. The record is from RefSeq and is a predicted model, not a curated record. Lineage: Eukaryota; Viridiplantae; Streptophyta; Magnoliopsida; Zingiberales; Musaceae.
AGGAAGAUGUAGUAUUUGUUCUUUCUACCCAAUUGUGAAGCCUUACAAAGUCUUUUUCCCUCUCUGGCACAAUAUCGUAUGGAAUUGGAAUACAAGUUCUUAUCUUCUAACUUGUGUGUGAUGGAAGAAAGGUACACUAAUUUAGCAGACAGUCUUUGUGAUUAAUCAAGGGCAAAUGUAGCCAUCACACACCUUUCCAACUGCACCACUUGUCCUUGUUCUAACAUGCUUAGCUACCUCAGCGUGCAUGUCAUUCCCCAAAUGCAUGUAUAUUAACUUGCUACUUCUACUGCCUUGACCUUGCAGUUAACCAGCAAGCAUGAGACCAUCUCAGGUUCGAUACAUAUCAGCACUUGACUCUGACCUCUCUCUGUAUCUCUACCCUUAGCAGCUUGGAUCACUUUCCUCCACAGUCUUGAGCUGUCGAUUCCUUAGACAUGGGGAGGCACUCAUGCUGCUACAAGCAGAAGGUGAGGAAGGGGCUGUGGUCUCCCGAGGAAGAUGAGAAGCUGGUGAAGCACAUAACAGAACAUGGCCAUGGGUGUUGGAGCUCCGUCCCUAAGCAAGCAGGUCUGCAGAGGUGUGGGAAGAGCUGCAGGUUGAGGUGGAUAAACUACCUGCGGCCUGAUCUCAAGCGAGGGACGUUCUCGGAGCAGGAGGAGAGCCUCAUCAUUGAGCUCCAUGCAGUGCUGGGAAACAGGUGGUCGCAGAUCGCAGCUCGGUUGCCGGGUAGGACCGACAACGAGAUCAAGAACUCGUGGAACUCCUGCAUCAAGAAGAAGCUCCGGCAGCGAGGCAUCGACCCCAACAGUCACCAGCCUCUCGGCGACUUCAAGAUGCCUACUCCGACCCCGGAGAACGUCAACCGUGCAGUGGCCGAGAAUUCAAUGGCGUCGACCUGCCUAUCCGAUCCAAUGGCUGUCUUCUCCCUCGCACAGUUGAGCUUUCGCCCUGACGACAGUCCCCAUUGCAGCACAGUGAUCGAUAGUAGUCGGAGCAGCAUGAGCAAAGCUAAUGGAGUGGAGUUACAGAGCAGCUGCUCCUUCGACGGUGGCAUCCUCCCUUGGUCAGAGUUGGCCCCGGACACGGAUGCACAGCUCCACCUCGAAGGGGAGUCAGAAGACCUCAAAUGGUCGGAAUACCUUCAAGGCGUCUUCCCAACACCAUCAGCAUCCCAAACCCAAACCCAACAGUUUGGUGCUUGGCACCAGAACCAGAACCAGCAACAGUUUCUGCUUUCAGACAUCCAUGACAAGGAUUUCUAG